Pelobates fuscus (common spadefoot toad) is the source of this 4349-nucleotide messenger RNA. It is a transcript of the gene JAG1, whose product is annotated as jagged canonical Notch ligand 1. The transcript is spliced from 26 exons. The record is from RefSeq and is a predicted model, not a curated record. Bases 315 to 3974 code for a protein of 1219 amino acids. Lineage: Eukaryota; Metazoa; Chordata; Amphibia; Anura; Pelobatidae. Gene Ontology annotation, molecular function: calcium ion binding; Notch binding. Gene Ontology annotation, biological process: multicellular organism development; cell communication; Notch signaling pathway. Gene Ontology annotation, cellular component: membrane.
AUGCUUUGUGUUGCUCCUCCUGCAGGCUGUGCAUAGAUUAAGCAGUCAGUCACUCUGCUCACAGACAGCCUUUCCCAUCUUGCCUCUUAUUGUCUGUCUGAUCGAACGUUCGCAGCUGAUUUGCAACAAAAAGAAAAGGGAUCGAAUCAAUAGUAAAAGAAAGGAUUCUCUGCUGAUAGGAGGCCGGCUGCUUUGCAUUCAGGGCCGGCGUGUUGGAUUCCAGUCGUGCAUGCUGCAAUCGGCAGAGUAUAUCAGAGCUGUGCAUCGGUCACCGCUUCCAUUGGUGUCUGAGCAGCACUUGCAGAGAGGAGGCGAUGCUUUUACCGAGGAGACCCCUGUUAUCUGACAUUACCCUCAGCUGCCUCACUCUUUUACUAUGCUUACGGGUAAAGGUGUCUAUAGCAUCAGGGCAGUUCGAAUUGGAAAUCUUAUCAAUGCAGAAUCCCAAUGGAGAGGUGCAGAAUGGCAAUUGCUGCGAUGGAAUCCGCAAUCCCAGCGACAGAAAGUGCACCCGGGACCAGUGUGACACUUUCUUUAAAGUUUGCCUAAAGGAGUAUCAGUCCAGGGUGACCGCAGGAGGGCCCUGCAGCUUCGGCUCCGGAUCUACCCCUGUCAUAGGGGGCAAUUCCUUUACCCUAAAAUACAGCCAGAAUAUUGAGAAGAACAGGAUUGUGCUGCCUUUCAGUUUUGCUUGGCCGAGAUCUUACACUUUGGUUGUGGAAGCGUGGGAUUACAACAAUGAUACAAAUGACGCUGAUGAUAUCAUAGAGAAGGCCCUUCACUCCGGUAUGAUUAACCCAAGUAGACAAUGGCAAAUACUGAAACAGAAUGCCGCAAUGACACAUUUCGAAUACCAGAUUCGGGUCAUUUGUGACGAGCAUUAUUACGGUUUUGGCUGCAACAAAUUUUGCCGACCGAGGGAUGACUUUUUUGGUCACUACAUGUGCGAUCAGAAUGGCAAUAAAACCUGUCUGGAAGGCUGGAUGGGACCUGAAUGUAAAAGAGCAAUAUGUCGUCAAGGCUGCAGCCCAAAACAUGGUACAUGCACGACGCCAGGAGAUUGCAAAUGCCAGUAUGGAUGGCAAGGCCAGUACUGUGACAAGUGCAUACCGCACCCUGGAUGUGUCCAUGGCACGUGCAUUGAGCCGUGGCAGUGUCUGUGUGACACGAACUGGGGUGGGCAGCUCUGUGACAAAGAUCUCAACUACUGUGGGACGUACCAGCCCUGUAUGAACGGAGGCACGUGCAGUAAUACCGGCCCUGACAAGUACCAGUGUUCUUGCCCUGAUGGUUAUUCGGGUCAAAACUGUGAAAUUGCCGAACAUGCCUGCCUUUCUGAUCCCUGCCACAAUGGAGGAAGUUGCUUAGAGACAUCUGUGGGAUUUGAAUGUCUGUGCGCCCCAGGCUGGACGGGUCCCACAUGCAUCCUAAAUAUUGAUGACUGCUCCCCAAAUCCAUGCGCCCAUGCUGGAACUUGUCAGGACUUGGUGAAUAGCUUUAAGUGUGAUUGUCCUUCUCAGUGGACUGGCAAAACAUGUCAAAUAGAUGCCAACGAGUGUGAAAGCAGGCCUUGCGUGAAUGCAAACUCAUGCCGAAAUCUGAUUGGUAGCUACUAUUGUGACUGCAUUCCUGGCUGGACGGGUCAAAACUGUGACACAAAUAUUAAUGAUUGCAUUGACCAGUGUCAGAAUGGAGCAACUUGCACGGACUUGGUUAAUGGAUUUCGCUGUGUAUGUCCACCCGGCUAUGCAGGAGAUCGUUGUGAGAAAGACGUCAAUGAAUGUGCUAGCAACCCUUGCUUGAAUGGGGGUCAUUGCCAGGAUGAAAUCAAUGGAUUUCACUGUUUGUGCCCUGCUGGUUUCUCAGGAAACCUCUGUCAGUUGGACAUAGAUUAUUGUGAACCCAACCCUUGCCAGAAUGGAGCUCAGUGCUUUAAUCUUGCCACCGAUUACUUUUGUAACUGUUCUGAAGACUACGAGGGAAAGAAUUGUUCACACUUAAAAGAUCACUGUCGCACUACGCCUUGUGAAGUGAUUGACAGCUGUACGGUUGCUGUGACGUCAAACAGCACCCCAGAAGGUGUGCGCUAUAUUUCAUCUAAUGUCUGUGGGCCACAUGGUAAAUGCAAGAGUCAGUCCGGUGGCAAAUUUACCUGUGAAUGCAAUAAAGGUUUUACGGGAACCUAUUGUCACGAGAAUAUAAAUGAUUGUGAAAGCAACCCCUGCAAAAACAGUGGAACAUGCAUCGAUGGCGUCAACUCUUAUAAAUGUAUCUGUAGUGAUGGCUGGGAAGGCACGUACUGUGAAACCAACAUCAAUAACUGCAGUAAAAAUUCUUGCCACAAUGGAGGUACUUGUCGGGACUUGGUUAAUGAUUUCUACUGUGAAUGCAAGAAUGGGUGGAAAGGAAAAACGUGCCACUCCCAAGACAGCCAGUGUGACGAAACCACGUGUAACAAUGGGGGGACAUGCUAUGACGAAGGAGACACGUUCAAAUGCAUGUGUUCUCCUGGUUGGGAAGGAACCACUUGUAACAUAGCAAGAAACAGCAGCUGUUUGCCAAAUCCCUGCUUCAACGGUGGAACAUGCAUAGUCCGCGGGGACUCUUUCACUUGUGUUUGCAGAGAAGGCUGGGAAGGGCCAACAUGCUCUCAAAAUACUAAUGACUGCAAUCCGCAUCCGUGCUACAACAGUGGGACAUGUGUGGAUGGAGACAACUGGUACCGCUGUGAAUGUGCUCCUGGUUUUGCUGGCCCAGACUGCAGGAUUAACAUCAAUGAGUGCCAAUCUUCGCCGUGUGCUAUUGGAGCAACUUGCGUUGAUGAAAUUAAUGGUUUCCGCUGCAUCUGCCCACCAGCUCGCCUUGGUCCAAGAUGUCAAGAAGUUACAGGAAAGCCUUGCUUAACAAACGGUCAAAUCAUGCCAGACGGAGCAAAGUGGAACGAUGAUUGCAAUGCUUGCCAGUGUUUCAAUGGAAAGGUUACCUGCUCAAAGGUGUGGUGUGGCCCUCAACGUUGUGAGAUGCACAGUAAAGGUAGCCACCAGUGUCCAGCUGGACAGACCUGCGUUCCCAUCAAAGGCAACCACUGCUUUGUUCCUCCCUGCACUGGCGCAGGCGAAUGCUGGCCGUCCAAUCAGCCGCCAGUUAAAACAAAGUGUAAUGCGAAUACCAGUUACCAAGACAGCAGCUGCGCCAACAUCACUUUUAGCUUUAACAAAGAAAUGAUGUCUCCUGGUCUCACAACAGAGAGCAUUUGCAAUGAACUGAGGAAUCUUAACGUUUUGAAGAAUGUUUCCGCGGAAUAUUCCAUCUACAUUACUUGUGAGCCGUCUCCUUUGGCAAACAACGAAAUUCAUGUCGCUAUAUCUGCUGAUGACAGUCGAGAUGGCCGAAACCCAGUUAAGGAAAUUACUGAACGGAUCAUAGAACUUGUCAGUAAACGAGAUACCAACAACACUUUUCUUGCAUCUGUAGCAGAGGUCAGAGUGCAAAGAAGACAUACAAAAAACACAACGGAUUUUCUGGUGCCAUUGCUCAGUUCGGUCGUCACCGUGGCAUGGAUCUGCUGCUUGGUAACCGUAUUUUACUGGUGCAUCCGAAAACGCAGAAAGCAAAGUAACCACAGCCACACGGGAUCCGAGGACAACACCACCAACAACGUGCGAGAGCAGCUAAACCAAAUCAAAAAUCCCAUCGAGAAACACGGAGCGAACAGCGUCCCCAUUAAAGACUACGAAAACAAAAACUCCAAAAUUGCAAAAAUAAGGACACACAACUCUGAAGUCGAAGAGGACGACAUGGACAAGCACCAGCAGAAGCCCAGAUUUGUAAAACAGCCAGCUUACACACUAGUAGACAGAGAUGAAAAACCACCCAACAGCACUCCAACAAAACAGCCAAACUGGACAAAUAAACAGGAUAACAGAGACUUAGAAAGUGCACAGAGCUUAAACCGGAUGGAAUACAUUGUAUAGCAGACAGCGGCACUACCAUGCAGAGCUUGUGGCUGCUGUAAAGGGCUCGGAAUUUCUAGUUCUUAAACCGUUGUGUAAUAUUUGAGUCUAAGGCUAUUAUUUACUUAGAAUCCCUAUGUUAAUUUAAGUUUUGACAAGCUGGCUUACACUGGCAAUGAUAGUUGCUGUGGUUGGCUGGAAUACCAAGUGCUGCAUUUCACAUCUAUGCAAAACUAGUCAAAAGUGCCCUAAUGUAAAUUCAGACGCAGCUGAAAAACCUUGGAGGUCCUUCAUAUGACAUUGUAUAGCCUUCUUAGCUCUUAUGUUAUUUUUUUUUUUUUUGUUUCUUCAUCUUAAGGAUUUUCAUCAAUUGUCCAUAACAAUGCAGUCUUUAGA